This is a messenger RNA of Dichomitus squalens LYAD-421 SS1, 2014 nucleotides long. RefSeq lists its product as uncharacterized. Bases 552 to 1865 code for a protein of 437 amino acids. Lineage: Eukaryota; Fungi; Basidiomycota; Agaricomycetes; Polyporales; Polyporaceae. The transcript has 4 exons. The record is from RefSeq and is a predicted model, not a curated record.
CCGCGCGCGACGCUUUGACGGUCCUUACCAGCUCGUCGACGUCGAUGAAUUCGAAUUCGGAGGACAUGAGACGUUCGGGUGGUUGGCAAAUACUAUUUUAGCAUACCUGGUGACCUCAGGAUGGCUCCCAGCCUCUUCGACGCCCACCCCUAGACGCAUAUAUGCGUUGCCAGCCGAAGCACUACCCAAGGACCUUGCUAAGAUGUCGUCAUGCAAGCGAAUGGAAGCGGUCGCCGACAUUGCUGCUCCAGGCUAUCUCGAAUCGGAGGGCAUCCCAUGUUUGAUGAACUCGAAGGUCUCUGUAGGAAGUCGGGAUCGUUCCCUGGUGUUUGUUUACAUCGAUAACGCUGCUCCGGCAAGUGUUCCUGGAGAGGAGCACCUCGUUGAUAUAGGCGAGUCCAUCGUACAGUUCUUCGCUUCACACCCCGAACUUUUCGACUUCCACAGUUCAUGAGAAGUUCGUCCAGCUCGCGCUCGGUUCCCCGGCUCCCUCGAAAAUAGCGACAAGCGCUACGAAAUUCAAGGAGGCGCAAGACAGACAUCCCGUUUACAUGGGACGCCCACUAAGCACCCGUACUGGUCCCCCAAUCGCAAUUUACGUGGGCGCCUUUGCGCGUCUGCGAGAUAAGCUUGCGUCACUCGACGACCGUAACGCGAUGCAAGAUGCUCCUAGGCCCGAGCCGUUCAUCCUCAGGACAGUCGCGGAUCUCUUCAUACAGUCGUGCGAGCUCUAUCCUACGGAGGCGGACCGCGAGAAGGCUGUCCUUCCCCUCCUCGAGGAGCUACUAGGCGUUAAGUUGUCGCGGCACCACCCCAUAUCCCCUGGCGAGAAGUUGGCCGAGUUUGACGCUGUUGACUUCAUCGACUUGGGUGGUACAGUUCAGGCAUAUACUCUUGUCGUCGAAGUGAAGAAUGAGCUAGGUAUAGCUGGCUCUAGUGGCGUGCAGUGUGCUUUUAGAUACGAAAAGGCUGUCGCCCUUCCCAGCUAUCAACGCAUCCGUAGCGUUUCGUGCUGCCCCAGCAUCCUCGUCGCGGUGGCCGGCCCUUACGUUUGCUUCUAUGGCGCUAUUCUCGCAGACACCUUCAUCGUCCAGCCCUUCACGGACUACAUCUACCUUGGCGGGGACCCGGACCCGGACGAACGUAUCAUCCAUACGGCCAGGCGCUUCUCAGCAUUCAGAGAGGCCAUUCGCGAACUGAGAUCAUACUUCAGGGGCCUACAUCUGGACAUUUCUGGACCCCUGCGAGCCGCACGUCUUCCCUGUCCGACGUAUACUAUCAGCUCUGACGCCCUCCGAAACUUGCGUUUCAUUGAUCGUUUCCGUUACGAGGGAUUCCGCAGCGAUGACCAAGACCACUUCGACCGUUCGCUCUUCUCCGCGAAGCUCAACGACAAAGCUGUCCUCGUCAAGUUCUGCACGCGGUAUGGUGCGGACGCCCAUCGGUAUCUGGCGGGCAAGAAUCUCGCCCCUGUACUGCAUCACUGCAUCGAGCUUGUAGGAAAGGUGACCAUGGUGGUCAUGGACGUCGUGGAGGAUGCAGCGAGUGCGUACUACAAGUACAUCAAUCGUGACUUGCCGAAGAGUUUGGUGGAUGAGGUUGAGAAGGCGGCCAAGGCUCUCCACGACGAGGGAUACGUUCACGGGGACAUACGCCGACCAAAUAUCAUGGUGCGGGAAGGCGAUAUGCUGAGCGUGAUGCUUAUCGACUUUGAUUGGGCUGGAAAAGCUGGACAGACGCGCUAUCCGGUUAGUCUCAAUCUCUCCGGCAACAUUACUUGGGCGGCAGGUACAGAGGCGGGGGGUCUUAUUGUUACCGGCCAUGAUGACCACAUGGUUGAGAUGCUUCGUAAAGGUGGCAAAUGACGAUGUUAGCUUGUUUCAUUUGACCUGCUAUGACCUAUCCCUGGGAUCUAGGCACCAUGGGUAGGGUUAGGGAGGGAGAUCGAAACCGAGCGAAGCGAGGUGAGAUCGACCGGUUAGGGUUGAGGGUGGGUUAGGCGAGCUGAGUCAAC